CUUGUAAUGAGCGAAAUAACUCCCUAUAUUUCCAUUUGGACCAUUUUUUGUAGUUCCACUUGCGCAUGGUCAGUCACUGAGGUGCAUAUUCAGCGACACCUUUUCCCAGCAAAAGAGCCCCAAGUCCACUCAAGCUUCACUGUUUAGCUAGAGGUCCACCGGUAAACGGAGUGCCUCAUUUGACGCACUGGCCGCAAAUUCCCGGUAACCAUCCGGAAAAAGAAGGCCAAUCGGCAGCCGCCAUUCUCCGUUCCGCAGAGAUCCAGAGAAGCAAUAAGGACUCUCUUUGCAGCCACUCCGACCAAUCCAAUAGAAGGGAAAUGGCGAGCAAGGUGUCGAAUUUCUCGGAUCUGAUCCAACGAGUCGCGGCCUCAUGCUUGCUGCACCCGCUCGCGGCGGGGCGGCACGAGUCCGGCGGGAAUCGAGCCGUAGACGAGGACGAAGAGUACGAGUCCGAUUAUCAGGAAGACGAAGAAGAAGAAGAAGAAAGCGAAGAGGAAAAGGAAAGGUGUAGGGCUUGGGAGGGAACAAAGGAGGAGGUGAGGGUAGAGAGAGUGGUGGAGAUGGAGAGGCUGAUGAGCGAGGUUUUCGACGCCGUUUCGGCGAUGAAGAGGGCCUACGUGGGCCUACAAGAAUCGCAUUGCCCGUGGGACCCGGAGAAGAUGAGGGUGGCUGACGUGGCGGUGGUGGCGGAGCUGAGGAGGCUCGGAGUGUUGAGGGAGAGAUUUAGGAGGAGGAUGAGGAGGGGUUGUGGCGGGGACGCGUUUGGUGCACGGAGGAGGAGGGUGAGUGGGGGCGUGGCAGUGAGGGAGGUGGUGGCUCCGUACGAGUCGGCGGUAGAGGAGCUGAAGAGGGAGGUGAAGGCGCGGGAAUCGGAGGUUGAGAGUCUCAAGGAGAAGCUUAGGAACGUCGCCGUUUCGAGCCUGGGCCUUAGUGGGACCAAUGGGAAGAAGGGAAGCGCUGGGUCGAACCAUUCAAAGCGGAAGCUCUACUGCACUAUUCAAGGUCAAGUUGCACCACGCCCAGCACCAGAGCUUUUUGAAGCCACAAUGAGGCAGGUGAAAGAGGCAUCCAAGUCCUUCACAUCCCUCCUCCUCUCCCUCAUGCGCUCUGCCAGGUGGGACAUAGCUGCCGCCGUGCGUUCCAUCGAGGCUGCCACUGCCACUGCCACCGACACAGACUUUCCCACCACCACCACCUUAGUCAUUGCACCCCACCAUGCCAAAUACGCUCUCGAAUCGUACGUUUCACGCAAACUCUUCCAAGCCUUCGACCACGAGACCUUCUACAUGGAUGGCAGCCUCUCCUCCCUCCUCAACCCCGACCAGUUCCGUUGCGACUGCUUCACCCAGUACCGCGACAUGAAGGCCAUGGACCCCACCGAGCUUCUUGGAAUCUUACCCACCUGCAACUUCGGGAAGUUUUGCUCCAAGAAGUACCUCUCUAUUGUCCAUCCCAAGAUGGAGGAGUCUUUGUUCGGAGACUCGGAGCAGCGACGCCAGAUCUUGACCGGAAACCACCCCAGGACUCAGUUUUACGGGGAGUUCUUAGUGCUUGCGAAGUCUGUGUGGCUGCUUCACUUGCUGGCAUUCUCGCUUGACCCGACACCUAGUCAGUUCGAGGCCAGUCGCGGGGCUGAGUUUCAUCCACAAUAUAUGGAGAGUGUUGUUCGGUUUCCCGGUGGGCGAGUGCCUGCGGGUCAGGUCGUCGGAUUCCCGGUUAGCCCUGGAUUCAAGCUUGGCAACGGGUCGGUUAUCAAGGCUAGGGUGCACCUGAUAUCCAGGACAUGAGGUAGAACAAUUGGGCUUGUAUGUGCACCUCGCUGUUUCAUAGACAAUGGAAUAAGCUCUUUUUUAUUAUUAGCUGAUUACUAAUGUUAUUAGGAUCAUUAGAUUAGUAAUGUCGAGGUAAAUGUGAUACUGUAGUUAAGAGUACUGCAACUUUUACUACAAAGUCUUUUACAAAUUUA
Alnus glutinosa is the source of this 1969-nucleotide messenger RNA. Its product is annotated as protein GRAVITROPIC IN THE LIGHT 1. The coding region runs from base 321 to 1790 and encodes 489 amino acids. NCBI's taxonomy places the organism in Eukaryota, Viridiplantae, Streptophyta, Magnoliopsida, Fagales, Betulaceae. The record is from RefSeq and is a predicted model, not a curated record. The transcript is spliced from 3 exons. Gene Ontology annotation, biological process: response to red or far red light; negative gravitropism.